Molecule: messenger RNA, 1170 nt
Organism: Phytophthora megakarya
Lineage: Eukaryota; Oomycota; Peronosporomycetes; Peronosporales; Peronosporaceae
Source: the annotation of a GenBank genome assembly
AUGUCCGUCGGAAUCGUCGGAGCCAGCCGUACAGCGACCAACGUAUCCCACACCAAGAUCGAUACUUCGCCGGGUAGAAACCGCGGGUAUAGACCGAGAUCGCACGUUGAUAUCGGCCCUAGAGACUCGAUCGCGGGUGGAGACAGCCUACGCAGCGCAGAUCGAUUUCCCAAUCCAGAAAAGGGUCAUCCGCCUACACCACCGACAAACCCCGACGCCGAUCGAUACCGGAGCGGCGAUGCUGGGGGCGACGGGAUAAGUGAGAGCAUGCCGGACCAGGCUCCCGAUCGGACUGGCACAAAGGACAUCGAGUCGAAAAAGGAAAAUCUGAAUUGUCAAACCAGAACCAAGCCUGAAUACGGCGACGGCUACGGCGUAAACACCCAGAGCCACCCUACGGAGGGCGUCGAGCUACACGACCCACCAGCGGAAGAAGCAGCAUCGAUCCCCCGACACGAUACCGAGGACGAUGAUGAGAUAUACUACCACGAGAUGAUUGUUCGCAAGAGUAACGGCGUGGAUAUCAGGCUGUGCAUCGACUACAAGCUGGCAAACAGCCUCACGAGGUUGAUGGUCUAUCCUAUGCCUCUGAUCAGCGAUCUGCUAGAGAACAUCGACAAGGCGUUGUGGUAUUGCUCACUGGAUAUGGCCAGUGGUUUCUGGGUCGUGCCAAUGACGGAUCGGGCUCGCGAGAUCUCAGCAUUUAUCACUCCAUUCGGUCUAUUCGAGUGGGAUCACAUGCCCUUUGGACUAAACAGCGCGAAAUAUACAACGGACGUUUUCCAGACAGGAAUUGCUGACGAUCCUGAUCGCCACUCGGUGUUGGGACAAAAAUCAUAUAUCGACGACAUCAUGAUAGCCCCGGAAUCGUGGGAUCAAAUGUGCCAAAGGGUGGAAUACCUGCUUGAAGCAUUUGAUAAGUGGACGUUAUUGAUCAGUGUGAUAAAGAACUUCUGGAGCAUGAAUAAGGUAGGAUACCUGGGACACCGACUCCGAUUGAUCGAGGACUACGCUAUAUACGCCUCGGUGCUAUAUGAGCUACGCGAGGUGGAAUUUGCAGAACUGGAGAAACGAUCGGAUCUGAGGAAGAUCGUGCACCAGAAUGACCCGAUUGUACGGGAUAACGACCCGCCGGAACUCCAGCCCGCGGAACCAGUAGACGAGAGGUAG